Messenger RNA from Corticium candelabrum, 2143 nucleotides. RefSeq names its product calcium-responsive transcription factor-like. The record is from RefSeq and is a predicted model, not a curated record. Lineage: Eukaryota; Metazoa; Porifera; Homoscleromorpha; Homosclerophorida; Plakinidae. Gene Ontology annotation, biological process: regulation of transcription by RNA polymerase II. The transcript has 4 exons. Gene Ontology annotation, cellular component: nucleus. Gene Ontology annotation, molecular function: RNA polymerase II cis-regulatory region sequence-specific DNA binding; DNA-binding transcription factor activity, RNA polymerase II-specific. Bases 111 to 2081 code for a protein of 656 amino acids.
UAUUUAUUGCAUGAACGGAACACGUUCCUCUCCUCCUAGCCUCCUCUUCACGUCAUCUCAACAACUACCAUCACCUCAUCACAUCAACUCAACCGGGUCCCCCAAACUCUAUGACGUCAUACCUUUCCUUCUCUCUCCCUCCAGACGACGCCUUUCCGGCGUGGACAGAGAAACUCAUCGAAUGCCAGCGCGUCGGCGACUCCUACCGCGGCUACGUGACCACCUCAGACGACCUAGAAGGCGUCCUACUCGCUCACAGCCGCCAAACAGGCACAACAUGGAGCACCAGACAGACCGCGGGAGGCCUCGGAAACCCGUCAUCGCGCAUCAUGUGGAAAUCCCAAUACGCACCCUACGACGGCACACCGUUCAUCAACAAAGCACAGAGAGCAGUGGUGAUGGAAUGCCAAUUGGGUCGGACGCAGAGAAAACACGCAAAACGCGAAACAUUCCUCGCAAACGUUAAAGACUGUCCAUCGGGCAUUCCUGCAUUGACUAGUGACAGAGCGGAUGCGGCCCGGAAACGACAAUCCGGGAAAUCACAGAGUCGUGUUUACGUCAGUUGCCCGGCAACCGUUACUAUCAAGGAAGUCAAAAAAUUUCCGAUGUUUGCUGUGAGUAAGGGAGCGAACUCGAGGCAGCAGCGACGUGCGUGUGAGAAGUCGGUGAGGGCGUUGAGAGAGUUGGGUGUGGAGAACGUCGUCGGGGAGACCCGGUGGUACAUGCAGUUGCCGACCGAGAAAGCCCACGAGUUCCACGAGAUGGACAUCAUGCUGUUGGAAGAUGGCGAGUGUAAGGGCGCCGAGUUGGAUUGCGAGUUAGACCCGAGAGUCUCGGAGAAAGUCCGAGAGCUCGUGACGGGCGGACUCACCGAGUGUCGGCUCAUUCAGUUGGCGAUUUCAAAGUUUGUUGUGGAUGAGAUAUUUGGGGAUGGUAAGCCGCCGUUGACGGACGAUUUGAGGUUUUUUCCAUCGAAUGCGAAGCUUCGGUUGGAGAUCGUUGCUGUUGGUCGUGAGUUAGAGAAGCAGAGGUUGGCAACGAUGCAGCUGAUCGGUUCGCAGAGAAUGGAUGCAAGGGUUUUGAUGAGGUUACGACAGCUUGUUGUACAGGGUGUAACAGAGGUUCUGGAGGUGAAACAUGCCAUCAAGGACUUUGUAGAAAAAGAAUUAUUUGCAGAAUCCGAAGAGCGUCCGGACAUGCGCGACCGUGCAUUCUACCCCACCGUAAUCGACAUACAAAAUCAUCUUCGUGUGACGCAAGAGACAACCGGCAACGAAUCGAUUGUAUCAACAGGAGACGUGUUUGCUCAUGUGGGUGCGACUGCUAUACUGGAGGGUUUGACACACGAUGAAGAGGGAGCAACGACCAACCAACCUGUUGUGUACGUCCCGAUGCAGUGGCUUGUUAACGCGUCGCACAACGUCAACGACAGUCAGUCGAUGGUCCUCAUGCCAACCAUCUCACAGUGGCAACUGGGCGGACACGAGAAUCAAGUCAACGAGAACCAGCAGCAAGACGAUGUCGUCGAUGAUUCGCGGAUUGUCUCGGGCGUGAACAGCGGCAGCGAGACGACCACAUUGUCGUCGACUCCCGUCAGCGAGGAGGACAACUUUGUGAGUAUGGAUGCCGACAACCUCUUCAGCUCAACGGCUCUCACGGCCACUUGUUUGGGCGUCAAUAUUCCAUCGCUCGACGAGUUUGCCAACGAGACCGUGUACAGUCGAGGAUCGAUUGACGAUUCGGAUCUAAUCAGUGGCUGUGACCAGACAUUGCCGCUCGUGUCGGACUCGAGUGGCACGUCGAUGUUUUCCGUCUCUGAUCGAGUUGUGACGUCGUUGAGCGAGAUGGGUGACGUCGGUGUUCCGAUCCGGGAUGUGAGUUUGGUGCAACAUGAUGACAUGACGCCGAUUACGUCACCGAGAACGUUUAGUCCUACGCCUGGCGACGGCAAUGGUUGUACAGAUACGGGAUUUAUGAAUAAUGAAGGUCUUGGGACGGGCGACGUGGUUUCCGGGUUUUAUGAAACGUCGGACGGAUUCGGUUCGUGUCCCUCGUCACAGUCAGAUAUUUUGAGAUUAUAAUAUUUUGUUGUACUAGAUGUUAUUGUAGAGUCAGACAUACAGAAUAGAUUUCUACCGGAAGU